Molecule: messenger RNA, 432 nt
Organism: Drosophila biarmipes
Lineage: Eukaryota; Metazoa; Arthropoda; Insecta; Diptera; Drosophilidae
Product: ARL14 effector protein
Exons: 2
Coding region: 32-394 (120 amino acids)
Cellular component (GO): intracellular membrane-bounded organelle
Source: RefSeq, a predicted model, not a curated record
AUAUAAUUUUGUUAGUUAUGCUCAAAAAGUAAUGAGUUCAUACAUUGAUCCUGACUAUUCUAUAGGUCGCAACCUGCGACAGAGGCGUAGCAGAAUAGAGAUCUCUAGUGCUAACGAAAGAACAGACUCAGAAAAAAAUAAAAGAAAAGGAAAGAAGAAAGCGCAAUACAUUGGAAAAAAUAGCGCAUAUGAUGAAUAUGGAAAUAUUCGCAUCAAUGGUCUAGACAUUUGCGACUGCUUAAAUAAAGAAUGUGAAGGUUGCUGGUAUGAGUGCCGUAGUUGUGGCUCUACCAGAUGUGGUCCUCAAUGCCGCUCAAAUCGGAAGUUCUUCUACGAGGGCAUUACAUAUGAUGGAAAAGACUUAUCUAUACAUAAUAAAUAUAUUCCAAAAUAAAGUAGCGUAUGUAGCAUUGGGCUUUAGAAUGAAAUGAA